Messenger RNA from Adelges cooleyi (spruce gall adelgid), 2506 nucleotides. RefSeq names its product G-protein coupled receptor moody-like. The coding region runs from base 267 to 1391 and encodes 374 amino acids. Gene Ontology annotation, biological process: G protein-coupled receptor signaling pathway. The record is from RefSeq and is a predicted model, not a curated record. Gene Ontology annotation, molecular function: G protein-coupled receptor activity. The transcript has 9 exons. Lineage: Eukaryota; Metazoa; Arthropoda; Insecta; Hemiptera; Adelgidae. Gene Ontology annotation, cellular component: membrane.
UAGUUUAUAGCCUUACUUCCUAGUGGACUUAAGUGAUCGGCCUAGAUGUAACAACAUUCGGAUAUCCGCAACUAUAAUAUUUAAACGCACAUUAAAAUAGUGUGCAUAAAUACUAAUCGGGACUUUUUGGUAAAAACUAACGAUGCGUUUACAUCAUUCUAAAACUAUGUUAUCGUACAGAACUCAAGCGGCUUCUCUAAAAAAAAAUCGUUAAAAAAACAGUUAUAACGCAUAUUUUUAUAUACACUUUGGAGUAAUUAUCAUUAAUGACAAAUACUAGUACGAAUGAAGAACUCGGAUUUGAACUAUGGGCAAAAGAAAAUCAGAAUAUUAUGCACAUGGCUGCUUUUACGACUAUACUUGUAAUGUGCGUUGGAAUAAUAGGCAAUAGUUUGACAAUUUUGGCUUUAUUAAGAAAUCAAAGGAUCCGAAACGUUGCGUCCACGUUUAUCAUCUGCUUAGGAGCUGCAGAUUUAUUAUUUUGUAUUGCAGUGUUACCGUUCAGUGCAUCAAGGUUUUUGAACUUCAAUUGGACUCAAUAUCACACAUUAUGUUUGAUGGUGCCGUUUUUCCAAUACGGAAAUGUGGGUGUUUCGCUGCUUUUCAUAUCCAUGAUCACUAUCAACAGGUAUAUAAUGAUCGUACACACGAGCCUAUACAGCAGAAUUUAUCGUCCAAUAUGGAUAGCGUUCAUGAUCACGUUUUGUCUGGUACUAGCAUUUGGCAUGCAAGUGCCUACCCUUCUAGGCGUAUGGGGAGAAUUCAAGCACGAUCCCAAGCUCGGAACGUGUUCAAUAACCACGGACAAAUGGGGUCGAUCUUCAAAAACCGCAUUGUUUAUCACAGGAUUUGUCAUACCUUGUAUCAUCAUCGUGUGCUGUUACACUGGGAUAUUUUGGGUAAUUCACAAAUCAGAAAAUCGAAUGCAAAAACAUCAAAUGUCUACGAGAAGUGACACGACGGUAAAAAAUAGGCAAGCAAUGAAAAAAAAACGUAAUGAAUGGAGGAUUACUAAAAUGGUGCUCGCCAUAUUUUUAUCAUUUGUGAUUUCGUAUCUUCCAAUAACUAUGAUUAAAAUCACCGAUCCACAUGUAUACUAUCCAGGGUUGCAUCUUGUGGCGUACAUCACACUGUAUUCGUCGGCUUGCUUAAACCCAAUCAUUUACGUGAUAAUGAACAAACAAUACAGAAAAGCGUACAAAUCUGUGCUUACAUUCGACUGUUGCACUACAACCAAUUAUAGAAUGCCAGUCUUGAGGUCUAUAUCGAAACGGCUCCAUCCGCACGAUGAUUAUCCAGAAGAAGGAUGCAAGACUGUUGUGUCUCAAGUGUCUAUUGCUUUACAUCCGUUAAAUAACAGUCUACGCAUUUCGGAUAACGAAUCACACUGAUUAUUUUGGAUGCAUUAGUAACGAUAAUAUUUCAUUUCUAGUUUUUACUACAUAAUAUUAAUAAUAUUGCCCAAAAUAAACGGUCGCCAUCAAAUAGUAGUACGUCAUCAUAGUACAAUCGUCAAAGAUCUUAUUAAUUACAUAAAUAUUAUAUUAUGUUAAAUAAUUAUUAUAUUGUUAUAAUUUUAUAUUUAAUAUGUAUUUAUGGUAGUAGCAAAACCAGUAGAUCUACUUGGUGCUAAAGAAAUAGUUCGCAAAUAAUUUGUAAAAAGAAAAAAAAUCACUACCAAUUUGUAGUGAUAACAACAUGAAAAACCCCACUUUAUAAUUUGUACAGUCGAAUAAGAUGUACCGUAUUUUGGAGUUACCUACUAGUCAAAUUAAAAUAAUAGAAUUAUAUAAAUGAGGACUUUUAGCCAUAGAUGUGUAAGUGUCAUUUUCGUAAAAGUUGAGUAAGGUAUUAUAGGCAUAUCUUAAAAGUCAAUGUAUCGCAAAGCAAAGUGAAGUACCUAAUUUGUAUCUCCAAGACCAAAUGGCAUCACAAUACAAGAGUUUUUAAUAAACCUUGUUUUUCUCUAAUUUAGGUUAACUUGUCUUAUAUAGUUGCUUAUACCACUAUGGUUAUAACCCCCCUCAAGUUCACUUCCUGAACAUCCAAACAAAAUUGAUUGAUAAAAUAAUAUAUAAAUACACAACUCGUGGUUGAAAAUGUUUGAUGAAUUCUACAAUUCAUGUUCUAAUUUAAGUUCUUUAGUUAGCCUUUGUAAAUACGUUUUCCUCGCUUUUAGUUUGAUGGUAGUCGAUAAACUUAUGUAACUUAGGUUUAUCAUUAGACAGUAUAGGCAAUAAAUAGGUUAUAAAUAUUAAUUUUGAUUUUAUCAUUUUUUAUUGCAGAUUUUAAUUUAAUUUUUCUAAUUUAUGUUAUCGCUAUUAGUCGGACGAUUGAAAAUAACCAAUUAUGAUAGUUACUUAUUAGUUAUUAAGAUGUGCUGAAUUAUAGUGUGUGUUAUUGUAACUUGUAAGUUAAUAUUUAUGUUUAUUAUAGUUUUAACUUUUAUGAUUUUACAGUUGUAAUUAGUGUGAUGAAAUUCCAAAUGCGCAAUACCUACUUUAUA